Molecule: messenger RNA, 43153 nt
Organism: Coregonus sp. 'balchen'
Lineage: Eukaryota; Metazoa; Chordata; Actinopteri; Salmoniformes; Salmonidae
Source: the annotation of a GenBank genome assembly
CGAGAAGCCUCCGCCCAGAACGCAGAGACUGCGAGGUGGCGUCACCGUCAACUGGGCUGCAGGAAUGACGGACAAUAUUGCUUUGCAACCAGUGAGACACAAAAAAAGACACGACAAUAAAAACAGGAAUGGGUAAGAACAAAAAAUACGUUGUAUACACUGUACAUUUUAAUAAGAACGACGAUGUUAGGCGGAUUUAGCUGUUAUUUAGCUCGAUGGCUAAUAACACGAAUUGUUUUCAAAACCCGCGGACGAAUAUCUACAUUGUAACCAUAUAUUCUAAACGUUCAAGAUGAAAGUAACCAAUUUUCUAAAAAAACACAAUUGACGGGCUUGUUUAGGGAAAUAGAUGUAUCAUCCAUUCUUGUUCCGGGUGCUGUCUGUCCUGUCGGUGCUAGUACAAUAUUAAUCGCCUAUUGUUAAGUAUCCAUGGGACAAUGUCAUAUAGACCGAUAAAAAAAACAAAAAACUCCGCAUUAUGCUUCUAAAUAAGAUGGGAUAAUGUGGCAUGGUUGACUGGCAUUCUUUGUGUCAUUGCGUUGAACCAGCCCAAACAGUGCAGGCCUUAUAAGAAUCAGCACUUGUUUAGAGCAGGGUUUCCCAAACUCGGUCCUGGGGCCCCCCCUCGGUGCAUGCGUUUUUUUUUUUUUUUUUUUCAAGCACUACACAGCUGAUUCAAAUAAUCAAAGCUUGAUUAUGAGUUGGUUAUUUGAAUCAGCUGUGUAGUGCUAAGGCAAAAAAAAGUGCACUCAUGGGCCCCAGGACCGAGUUAGGGAAACCCUGGUUUAGGGAACAGCAAACCACCAUGACUAUCUAUCAAUAGACACAUAAUAUGGAUGAUGUGACUUUUAUUAUUACACAGUGUAUUAUAUUAAAAAUAAAAAUAUAUAUAAUUAUAACUCCUAUUUCCUGAGGGAUGCUGGCCCAUGUUGCCUCCAAUGCUUCCCACAGUUGUGUCAAGUUGGCUGGAUGUCCUUUGGGUGGUGGACCAUUCUUGAUACAUACAGGAAACUGUUGAGUGUGAAAAACCCAGCAACGUUGCAGUUCUUGACACAAACUGGUGCGCCUGGCACCUACUACCCUACCCCGUUCAAAGGCACUUAAAUAUUUUGUCUUGCCCAUUCACCCUCUGAAUGGCACACAUACACAAUCCAUGUCUCAAUUGUCCAAGGCUUUAAAAUCAUUCUUUAUCCUGUCUCCUCCCCUUGAUCUACACUGAUUGAAGUGGAUUUAACAAGGGACAUCACUAAGGGAUCAUAGGUUUCACCUGAAUUCACCUGGUCAGUCUAUGUCAUGGAAAGAGUAGGUGUUCUUACUGUUUUGUAUACUCAGUAUACAGUGCUUUCGGAAAGUAUUCAGACCCCUUGACUUUUUCCAUAUUUGUUACGUUACAGCCUUAUCCUAAAAUGUAUUAAAUUGUUUUUUCACCUCAUCAAUCUACACACAAUAUCCCAUAAUGACUAAGCAGAAACAGGUUUUUAAACCCCGGAAAUAUCACAUUUACAUAAGUAUUCAGACCCUUUACUCAGGACUUUGUUGAAGCACCUUUGGCAGCGAUUACAGCCUCAAGUCUUCUUGGGUAUGACGCUACAAGCUUGGCACACCUAUAUUUGGGGAGUUUCUCCCAUUCUUCUCUGCAGAUCCUUUCAAGCUCUGGAUGGGGACUGUUGCUGCACAGCUAUUUUCAGCUCUCUCCAGGGAUGUUAGAUCGGGUUCAAGUCCGGGCUCUGGCUGGGCCACUCAAGGACAUUCAGAGACUUGUUCCGAAGCCACUCCUGCUUUUCUUGGCUGUGUGAUUAGGGUCGUUGUCCUGUUGGAAGGUGAACCGUCGCCCCAGUCUGAGGUCCUGAGCGCUCUGGAGCAGGUUUUCAUCAAGGAUCUCUGUGUACUUUGCUUCGUUUAUCUUUUCCUCAAACCUGACUAGUCUCCCAGUCCCUGCCGCUGAAAACAUCCCCACAGCAUGAUGCUGCAACCACCAUGCUUCACCGUAUGGAUGAUGCCAGGUUUCCAGAUGUGACACUUGGGCAUUUAGGCCAAAGAGUUCAAUCUUGGUUUCAUCAGACCAGAAAAUCUUGUUUCUCAUGGUAUGAGAGUCCUUUAGGUGCCUUUUGGCAAACUCCAAGCGUGCUGUCAUGUGCCUUUUACUGAGGAGUGGCUUCCGUCUGGCCACUCUACCAUAAAGGCCUGAUUGGUGGAGUGCUGCGGAGAUGGUUGUCCUUCUGGAAGGUUCUCCCAUCUCCACAGAGGAUCCCUAGAGCUCUGUCAGAGUGGGCAUCGGUUUCUUGGUCACCUCCCUGACCAAGGCCCUUCUCCCUCGAUUGCUCAAUCCUGGUGGUUCCAAACGUCUUCCAUUUCUUUAAUUUUCCUAUUUUGUUGCAUUACAACCUGUAAUUUAAAUGUAUUUUUAUUUGGAUUUCAUGUAAUGGACAUACACAAAAUAAUCAAAAUUGGUGAAGUGAAAUGAAAAAAAACUUGUUUCAAAAAAUUCUUUAAAAAAAGAUACUGGAAAAGUGGUGCGUGCAUAUGUAUUCACCCCCUUUGCUAUGAAGCCCUAAAUAAGAUCUGGUGCAACCAAUUACCUUCAGUCACAUAAUUAGUUAAAUAAAGUCCACCUGUGUGCAAUCUAAGUGUCACAUGAUCUGUCACAUGAUAUCAGUAUAUAUACACCUAUUCUGAAAGGCCCCAGAGUCUGCAACACCACUAAGCAAGGGGUACCACCAAGCAAGCGGCACCAUGAAGAAAUAAAAAAAUAUCAGAAACUUUGAACAUCACAUGGAGCACCAUUAAAUCCAAUAUAAAAAAAUUCAAAGAAUAUGGCACCACAACAAACCUGACAAGAGAGGGCCGCCCACCAAAACUCACGGCCCAGGUAAGGAGGGCAUUAAUCAGAGAGGCAUCAAAGAGACCAAAGAUAACCCUGAAGGAGCUGCAAAGCUCCACAGCAGAGAUUGGAGUAUCUGUCCAUAGGACCACUUCAAGCCGUACACUCCACAGAGCUGGGCUUUACGGAAGAGUGGCCAGAUAAAAGCCAUUACUUAAAGAAAAAAAUAAGCAAACACGUUUGGUGUUCGCCAAAAGGCAUGUGGAAGACUCCCCAAACAUAUAGAAGAAGGUACUCUGAUCAGAUGAGACUAAAAUUGAGCUUUUUGGCCAUCAAGGAAAACGCUAUGUCUGGCGCAAACCCAACACCUCAUCACCCCGAGAUCACAAUCCCCACACUGAAGUAUGGUGGUGGCAGCAUCAUGCUUUGGGGAUGUUUUUCAUCGGCAGGGACUGGGAAACUGGUCAGAAUUGAAGGAAUGAUGGAUGGCGCUAAAUACAGGGACAUUCUUGAGGGAAACCAGUUUCAGUCUUCCAGAGAUUUGAGACUGGGGCGGAGGUUCACCUUCCAGCAGGACAAUGACCCUAAGCAUACUGCUAAAGCAACACUCGAGUGGUUUAAGGGGAAACAUUUAAAUGUCUUGGAAUGGCCUAGUCAUAGCCCAGACCUCAAUCCAAUUGAGAAUCUGUGGUAUGAGUUAAAGAUUGCUGUACACCAGCGGAACCCAUCCAACUUGAAGGAGCUGGAGCAGUUUUGCCUUGACGAAUGGGCAAAAAUCCCAGUGGCUAGAUAUGCCAAGCUUAUAGAGACAUACCCCAAGAGACUUGCAGCUGUAAUUGCUGCAAAAGGUGGCUCUACAAAUUAUUGACUUUUGGGGCGUUAAUAGUUAUGCACGCUCAAGUUUUCUGUUUUUUUUGUCUUAUUUGUUGUUUGUUUCACCCCAAAAAAUAUUUUGCAUCUUCAAUGUGGUAGGCAUGUUGUGUAAAUCAAAUGAUACAAACCCCCCCAAAAUCCAUUUUAAUUCCAGGUUGUAAGGCAACAAAAUAGGAAAAAUUCCAAGGGGGGUGAAUACUUUCACAAGCCACUGUAAGAAUGAAGGAGGCCACUGUGUUCUUGGGGACCUUCAAUGCUGCAGACAUUUUUUGGUACCCUUCCCCAGAUCUGUGCCUCGACACAAUCCUGUCUCGGAGGUCUACGGGCAAGGCACACUUAACCAGCAUGGCUACCACAGCAUUCUGCAGCGAUACGCCAUCCCAUCUGGUUUGGGCUUAGUGGGACUAUCAUUUGUUUUUCAACAGGACAAUGACCCAACACACCUCCAGGCUGUGUAAGGGCUAUUUGACCAAGAAGGAGAGUGAUUGAGUGCUGCAUCAGAUGACCUGGCCUCCACAAUCCCCCGACCUCAACCCAAUUGAGAUGGUUUGGGAUGAGUCGGAUGGCAGAGUGAAGGAAAAGCAGCCAAAAAGUGCUGGUGAAGCUUGUUGAGAGAAUGCCAAGAGUGUGCAAAGCUGUCAUCAAGGCAAAGGGUGGCUAUUUGAAGAAUCUCAAAUAUAAAAUAUAUAUUUUGAUUUGUUUAACACUUUUUUGGUUACUACAUGAUUCCAUAUGUGUUAUUUCAUAGUUUUGAGUCUUCACUAUUAUUCUACAAUGUAGUAAAAUGUAAAAAUAAAGAAAAACCCUUGAAUGAGUAAGUGUGUCCAAACUUUUGACUGGUACUGUAUAUAUUUAUGUGUUCUUGAAAUUAAAUAUUUCCUUUGAAGUAAAGUAGGCCUACUGUAGCUUGACUUCUUAAUGUAAACGGCAUUGGCUCACAUAUUCCAUAUUUUGUGAAAGUGAGCAGUACGUCUAAUUAUUUUAUUUCAAUAUGAAUCAAUUUGACAUGCAUGCUUUCUCCUAACUCCAGUACAGAGGGGACUUUUGUGAAGUUGUUGUCUCGCACAUCUGAAAGGGUAACUUCAUUAUACUGGAUGUCUUGAAAAUCAGGUUCUGCAUUCAUCCAAUUUGUAGUAAGCAGAGUCCUAGUUUGAACACAGAUUUCUAUUUUCGGAAUUAUGAUAGAAGGGGUUAAAUUACUCACUUUAUCUACAGUCAGUGAUUCAUUAUUCAGGUAAUUAGUAUCUAGAAUGUGUACAAUAUUUGAUCUGUAAUAGGCACAUGGCAACCCAUAAGGUUAGGUUACCAGCUGGCUGCUUGCUUUGAUGAAGUGGAAUACUUCGUUUGAGAAUGGUGUAUGAAACUAGGGCCUUGCUGCCUAACACAUGAUGCCAAUAUUUACAUUUACAUUUACAUUUUAGUCAUUUAGCAGACGCUCUUAUCCAGAGCGACUUACAGUUAGUGAAUACAUAUAUAUAUAUUUUUUUUCAUACUGGUCCCCCGUGGGAAUUGAACCCACAACCCUGGCGUUGCAAACGCCAUGCUCUAUCAACUGAGCUACAUCCCUGCCGGCCAUUCCCUCCCCUACCCUGGACAACGCUAGGCCAAUUGUGCGCUGCCCAUGAGUCUCCCGGUCGCGGCCGGCUGCGACAGAGCCUGGAUUCGAACCAGGAUCUCUAGUGGCACAGCUAGCACUGCGAUGCAGUGCCUUAGACCACUGCGCCACUCAGGAGACUACUGCGUCAGGACACACCUCUAUGGUGAGUCAGGACCCACCUCUAUGGUGAGUCAGGACCCACCUCUAUGGUGAGUCAGGGCCCACCUCUAUGGUGAGUCAGGGCCCACCUCUAUGGUGAGUCAGGGCCCACCUCUAUGGUGAGUCAGGGCCCACCUCUAUGGUGAGUGCCCACCUCUAUGGUGAGUCAGGGCCCACCUCUAUGGUGAGUCAGGGCCCACCUCUAUGGUGAGUCAGGGCCCACCUCUAUGGUGAGUCAGGGCCCACCUCUAUGGUGAGUCAGGACCCACCUCUAUGGUGAGUCAGGGCCCACCUCUAUGGUGAGUCAGGGCCCACCUCUAUGGUGAGUCAGGGCCCACCUCUAUGGUGAGUCAGGGCCCACCUCUAUGGUGAGUCAGGGCCCACCUCUGGUGAGUCAAAUCAAAUCAAAUCAAAUCAAAUUUUAUUGGUCACAUGCGCCGAAUACAACAGGUGCAGACAUUACAGUGAAAUGCUUACUUACAGCCCUUAACCAACAGUGCAUUUAUUUUAAACAAAAAAGUAAGAAUAAAACAACAACAAAAAAGUGUUGAGAAAAAAAAGAGCAGAAGUAAAAAAUAAAGUGACAGUAGGGAGGCUAUAUAUACAAUAGAAUAAAGUGACAGUAGGGAGGCUAUAUAUACAGGGGGGUACCGUUGCAUAGUCAAUGUGCGGGGGCACCGGCUAGUCAGGGCCCACCUCUAUGGUGAGUCAGGGCCCACCUCUAUGGUGAGUCAGGACCCACCUCUAUGGUGAGUCAGGACCCACCUCUUUUUUUUUUUUUUUUACCUUUAUUUAACUAGGCAAGUCAGUUAAGAACAAAUUCUUAUUUACAAUGACGGCAUAUACCGGCCAAACCCGGACGACGCUGGGCCAAUUGUGUGCCGCCCUAUGGGACUCCCAAUCACGGCCGGUUGUGAUACAGCCUGGAAUCGAACCAGGGGGUCUGUAGUGAUGCCUCAAGCACUGAGAUGCAGUGCCUUAGACCGCUGCGCCACUCGGGAGUCAGGGCCCACCUCUAUGGUGAGUCAGGACCCACCUCUAUGGCCCUACUGUUUGACUGAAGCCAUCCACACCACCAUAGGAAACAUAGUAUUUGCAUAUUAUUGUGGUGCCAUUUCAGUGAGAGGAAAACUCUAAAAGGGCCAGUUUCCCGGACACAGAUUAGGUCUAGUUCUGGACUAAAAAGCACUGUAUUGGCAUUUCUUCAUUGAGCAUGCUUUUUAGUCUAGGGCCAGUGUUCAAAAGCAUCUCAGAGUAGGAGUGUUGAUCGAGGAUCAGAUCCCCCCCUGUCCAUAUACUCAUUAUGAUUAAAAAGGCAAAACUGAUCCUAUAUCUGCACUACCCUGAGAGUCUUUGUGAUGUACAGGUCCAGGAGUAAGCUUAACCUGGGUCCAGGAAACCAGCCCUAAUGAUGAACUACACUGGUGUUCCUCAGGUGCUGCCUGUGGUCGAGGUGUUGCGGCAUGGGGGACUUCCGGCCGCGGACGGUGUGGCUGGGCCACCCAGAGAAGAGGGAGCAGAGGUACCCCCGGAACGUCAUUAACAACCAGAAGUACAACUUCUUCACCUUCCUCCCAGGGGUGAGUGUCAGGUACUCCGGGUCACCCAAGCAACCGUCAUCUGCUCCUCAUUCACAACACAACAAGCCGGAAUGAGUUUAGUGGGAAAGUGGAGUUAUUGGUUUAGUGGCAAAGUGGAGUUAUUAGUUUAGUGGAGUUAGUGGUUUAGUGGCAAAGUGGAGAGUGAGCAGUAGAGCUGACCCCAUAUAUUUGAAUAGUGGGUUGGUGGACUCUGAUUCUAAUCAAAUGAGCACUCAUGUUAGCCUGUACUGUAUAGCCUAGUGUGCCUCUACUGUAGUUGUUGAGUCUCUAAGUAAAGCUAAACCACGGCAAGAAUACUAAGGAGCACUUUUUUUACUUUCUGAUUUUCUGAGCCUAAUUUUCAUAUGAAUUUGGUUUUCAGACAUUAGCUAAUCUUAAAACAUUGUGCCUUUUUUGGAUAUUAAGUCAUGCAUUAAAAGUAGGAAAAACAAGAAGACCAGUCCUUUUUUGCAUUGCAAAUCAACACAUUCUCAAAUCAACACGUUAUUGUUGUUGUGCGAGUGUUCCCUGUCACCUGUCAGUAGUUGAGGAAAUGACUCACAGUAGCAAUGAGAGAACACAAGCUUUCCCUUUGUACUAAUCUUGCACAUUGGUGGUAAUGAAAUUCAGCUACAGUGUAGUGUGACUGUUAAAUCUAUACUUGACUGUGGGUGGCACUGGAAAAGUUGAUGUCUGUCUUUUUUGAGAUAUAUCAUAUAUAUAUUAGAACGUGUGUGGAUAUGUCUGAAACUAUAAGCAUAUUUUUGUCUCAACUGAACCCUGAGUGAUCAAUAUCUUAUCACAUGCAUAUACAGUGGGGAAAAAAGUAUUUAGUCAGCCACCAAUUGUGCAAGUUCUCCCACUUAAAAAGAUGAGAGAGACCUGUAAUUUUCAUCAUAGGUACACGUCAACUAUGACAGACAAAAUGAGAAAAAAAAAUCCAGAAAAUCGCAUUGUAGGAUUUUUAAUGAAUUUAUUUGCAAAUUAUGGUGGAAAAUAAGUAUUUGGUCACCUACAAACAAGCAAGAUUUCUGGCUCUCACAGACCUGUAACUUCUUCUUUAAGAGGCUCCUCUGUCCUCCACUCGUUACCUGUAUUAAUGGCACCUGUUUGAACUUGUUAUCAUUAUAAAAGACACCUGUCCACAACCUCAAACAGUCACACUCCAAACUCCACUAUGGCCAAGACCAAAGAGCUGUCAAAGGACACCAGAAACAAAAUUGUAGACCUGCACCAGGCUGGGAAGACUGAAUCUACAAUAGGCAAGCAGCUUGGUUUGAAGAAAUCAACUGUGGGAGAAAUUAUUAGGAAAUGGAAGACAUACAAGACCACUGAUAAUCUCCCUCGAUCUGGGGCUCCUCGCAAGAUCUCACCCCGUGGGGUCAAAAUGAUCACAAGAACAGUGAGCAAAAAUCCCAGACCCACACGGGGGGACCUAGUGAAUGACCUGCAGAGAGCUGGGACCAAAGUAACAAAGCCUACCAUCAGUAACACACUACGCCGCCAGGGACUCAAAUCCUGCAGUGCCAGACGUGUCCCCCUGCUUAAGCCAGUACAUGUCCAGGCCUGUCUGAAGUUUGCUAGAGUGCAUUUGGAUGAUCCAGAAGAGGAUUGGGAGAAUGUCAGAUGGUCAGAUGAAACCAAAAUAUAACUUUUUGGUAGAAACUCAACUCGUCGUGUUUGGAGGACAAAGAAUGCUGAGUUGCAUCCAAAGAACACCAUACCUACUGUGAAGCAUGGGGGUGGAAACAUCAUGCUUUGGGGCUGUUUUUCUGCAAAGGGACCAGGACGACUGAUCCGUGUAAAGGAAAGAAUGAAUGGGGCCAUGUAUCGUGAGAUUUUGAGUGAAAACCUCCUUCCAUCAGCAAGGGCAUUGAAGAUGAAACGUGGCUGGGUCUUUUCAGCAUGACAAUGAUCCCAAACACACCGCCCGGGCAACGAAGGAGUGGCUUCGUAAGAAACAUUUCAAGGUCCUGGAGUGGCCUAGCCAGUCUCCAGAUCUCAACCCCAUAGAAAAUCUUUGGAGGGAGUUGAAAGUCUGUGUUGCCCAGCGACAGCCCCAAAACAUCACUGCUCUAGAGGAGAUCUAGAGGAAUGGGCCAAAAUACCAGCAACAGUGUGUGAAAACCUUGUGAAGACUUACAGAGAACGUUUGACCUGUGUCAUUGCCAACAAAGGGUAUAUAACAAAGUAUUGAGAAACUUUUGUUAUUGACCAAGUACUUAUUUUCCACCAUAAUUUGCAAAUAAAUUCAUUAAAAAUCCUACAAUGUGAUUUUCUGGAGAAAAAAAAUCUCAUUUCGUCUGUCAUAGUUGACGUGUACCUAUGAUGAAAAUUACAGGCCUCUCUCAUCUUUUUAAGUGGGAGAACUUGCACAAUUGGUGGCUGACUAAAUACUUUUUUCCCCCACUGUAUUACAAUGCCCCUAAUGUACAUACAUAUCGUGGUUGGCUUAUUUAUGUGAAAUCAUAUUGUUCUGUUUUGUUUUCUCAGGUGCUGUUUAAUCAGUUCAAGUACUUCUUCAACUUGUACUUUCUUCUCCUGGCCUGUUCUCAGUUUGUCAAUGAGCUCAGGCUAGGUGCUCUGUACACCUACUGGGUUCCUUUGGUAAGCAGUGGAGCAUUUUGUCAAAGUAAUGUAGCAUCAAGUAUUCACAUGAUCCACCAAUCAAUUGCUAAAAACAAGAUACUUACUUGUUAUAAUUUGUAGUUAUACACAUUUAGAAGGUUUGUCUUAUAUUUUUGUAUUUUCAGGGAAUUGUUUUGAUCAUUACCAUCAUGAGAGAAGCAGUUGAAGAGAUCAGAUGUUAUUGUCGAGACAAAGAAGUGAAUUCACAGAUAUAUAGCAAGCUCUCAAUAAGAGGUAAGGGUUUGUUUGCAGUUGGUACACAAUAAGAAGAAUAAACAACAACAUAAAUAUGUUAAUAAACAUAUCCAAAGUAACCAGUCCAACCAAUUAAUGACCUACAGCAGUUUUCUGAUGCGUCUAUUCAAUGUAAUACAAAAACCUGAAUAGUGGUUUGAAUUGGGGUCAAUUCAAAAUUUAUUUGAAAAUCCAGUUAAAUUCUUGAAUUCACUCAUGAAAGAGAGAAUUUAUAGUGAAUUCAAUUCAAAUUUCAACAAUCUUGAAGUUAUGGAAUUGAAUUGGAUUUAGACUGUUUGGACUGUUUGAAUUGGAAUUGAAUUGGAAUUGUAAACACAUUUAAUCUUUGCAAUUGACUUGAAUUGGAUUUCCCAGUGAAUGGAAUUAAAGCACUUAGUAUCAAAAGUUGACUGCAAGAUUUAUUUUAACUUGUAUUUCUGUAUUUCCAGUAGAGUGAGGCAGUCUGAACAGUGACAUGAUCAGCCUGAAAGCCUGAUUGGAAUUUGUGGAAUUGUUGGUGAUAAUAUUGAAUUGGCAAUUUAAUUAUUGGAAUUUACCUAACAUUGAAAUUGAGAGGAAUUUAGUUAUCUCUGAAUGCAAAGACUGACCUGGAAUUUGAAUGAAAUGGAAUUUCCAGGGAGAGGGAAUUUAAUUUGUGGAAUUAACUCGAACCCUGGUCUCCAGUCCAGUUAACUGUAUGAGGUUGGUCCUGUCCUGUUUAAGCUGACAGGGGAGUGGGUCCUGGGUGGGAGGGGAGUGGGUCCUGGGUGGGAGGGGAGUGGGUCCUGGGUGGGAGGGGAGUGAUGGCUAAUUCAAAGCAGAGAUGUAAAAGUGUACACAUAAGAGGGCUUGGAAUAAAGUGCUACCAGCAAUAAAAACCUGGAGACCUCUUGUGGUUUCCAUCACUUUUCCCCUUUGAUCUGGCAGCUUGUUUUAUCCAUAAACACAAUAAAUGGUUGCUUCCAUGAGAGUGGCCCCAGUGGCUUGUCUUGCUGCAUGGGGUGAGAGAGAGAUAAUAGCAUUAAAUGCCUGUAUAUUGUUGUUCUGCUUUGAGAAAGUAGCUACUUUAUCAAGAGCAAAACAUGUUGUUAAUUUAUGUUUUGAUGUCAGACAUCCACCAAGGGUUUUUAUGUCAUCCUGUAGGAAUGUAUGAUUCAUCAUUUUAAAGUAGUUUUUUUCUCCCUAGUAUUUUGACUUCUGACUGAUUAUUUCUAAAGCUUAUUGGGAAAGUAUAAUUUGUAUUAUCAGAUUUGUGUAUAAAGUAGACUAAACUCAGUUUUAUUAUCUAAAUAAAACAGAAUGGGUUUGAAGUAUCAACAUAUUCAAGCCCAAUAAACCUAAACGCAUAGCAAUAUUAAUGUAUUACAUAUGCAAAAGCCUGAGGUCACAGAAAAGGUCAAGGGUGAGUGACCCGCUCCAAACAAUUUUGCCUGUUCAUUCCAAAUGGAAUGGGAGAAAAGGCUCAACUCCCCCCACCCUCCCAACAUUCUUUCAGAUCUGAAGGCCUACAUGGAAAAUUACUUUCCCCCCACAUUUAGGAAGGAAAUCUAUAACAACAGUUGUCUACAUUUGCAAGGUAACCUGGACGAGACAGUUGGGCAUAAACAGUGAGCUGAAUAGUGUUUCUGUAUGUAUGGGCCAUGAGAAUAGAAGCAGGGAGUAUGAAGACUAGGGUUUUAACUGUGUCUUUGAAUGAUGUUAAUGGUACCAGAAUGUCUCACUACCAUAAAAAACCUGUGUGAGCCAUGUGAACGUUGACAUGGAUGUUUUAGAUUUUGACUUGUUUGGGACGUUAUACUCUAUUCUUCUCCUCCCAGGAGGAAUGGAAUGUCCAUAAGACAACAUUCAUCCUUAAUAUUUGGUCUAACCACAAUACCAUUAUGAUUAUCACAAUGAAUUUAGUCACCUCAGCUGAAUAUUCUGCAAUCUGAAAAUGCUUAUUGAAUAUUCAUUUGACAUGUGUUUUUAUUUCAGGCACUGUGAAGGUGAAAAGCAGUGGCAUUCAAGUUGGAGACCUUAUAAUCGUGGACAAGGUUUGAGAUUUCGCCUUGACUGCAUCAAUGAAUUAGGCCUACUACUUACCAGGAUAGUGAAGUUGCCAAAUAUGACAAAUAAUAAUGAGUGGUCUGUUAAUCUGCUAGACUGGUGACUUGAGUUAAAGAUUUUAUAAUCUUGUGAUCAAUGUUGCUGAGCUUGAGUCUGUCAAGCUCAAUGCAGACGUAACUGACACAAACUUUAAAUGAACUUAAUUGGAUCAGAAAACCCAAAAUUUGACAUUUGGAUUAUUGAUGCCAUUGACAAAAAAUUGAAGGCAAAACUUGUAGGAUAUUAAUCUCUCAUGGACAGUCUACAUAAACAUAAAUGGUACCGUAGAUCUGUCAUGAUACAACGGUAUGUGUGAGAUCAGCAGCAUUAGUUCCAGUGCUUGUUUUUUCGUCACUGGUUAUUUGGACAAAUCACGAUUUCGCAGGUGUUAGUAUCUUUCGAACUUUGGAAGGAGAGGGGACAUUUGGCCCAUAGACUUGCUCGUAACUUGCAAAGAGAGGUGGAGCUCUUCUUUCCGGUUCCGCUCCUAGUUUUCUAUCUCUUCUCUUAACACGUAUGGACCCAGAACUUAAUUGAGCAUUUGACCAAUUACGCAAGAUUAAAGUAAUGAGGUUAACCGAGAUUAGUAGGACAUAGACCACCCAGAAAAUACCAAUGCACUCUUACCAGAUAGUUAACUUAAAACGCCAUUAAGUUGGCAUAUCCAUGUGGGAAAGUUAAAGAAGGCAAUCAAUUGAUGCCAUUUGUGAGGCUAAUUUUGAAUGGCACAACACUGGUAACAUUAUAAUACAUUAUAAUUUGGUGGGUUCUUAUAUUUGUCCUAUUUCAGACAAGUACAAGUGUGUAUUAUACGCAUGUGUGAAAUGGAAAUAUUUUUUGCAUAUUCCAACUCCCCCUGAGACACCCUCGGUGAGUGGGGUCAUGGCCAGGGUCAGCCAUUAUCAACGGGGACCCUGGAGCAAUUAGGUUUAAGUGCCUUGCUCAAGGGCACGUCAAAAGAUUUUUCACCUUGUAGCUUGGGGAUUUGAGUUAGCAACCUUUUGGUUAUUGGCCCAACGCUCUAACCGCUAGGCUACCUGCCGUCACUAUGUUGUUAAAAGUAUCUUAAGUAAUUCUAAUAGACAUUCCAACUCAACAACAGUCUUUUUUGCUGGCUAUUGUAGAAAGAGUAGAUUCUGGGAGUCUUUGUACAUGAAAUAUGAGAAUGUAGUCCUGUCCUCAGUUACCAACUGGCCACUUCUAUAUAAAAGGUUCUGUUAAACACAGCUGAAGGAUAAGUCACACGUGUUGUUCUCUUUAUACAUUUGAUCUUUUUUAUCCAUGACUGAGGAGACAUUGAAAGUAAAUCAAAUUCUGAAUUGUUACGAUCUUCUGAUAUUACAUUUGUUAAAACCUACAAAAUAUAUAACAUUCAAAAUGUGAACCACCGCAUGGAUCUGAAGUGCCACAGUAAAUCUUUAUUAAACCCAUCGACCACUUAAAAUAAUCCAUGUCCAACUCGAUGUUUUGAAAUCUGUCAACUUAAAUAGUGUUGAGAAUUCAUCUUCCAAUUACUCUGACCAGGACUCAGUCACAGUGGAGUCUAGGUCAAACAGAGUGUAAAGCCUGGUCAGGCUCCUAUUCAGGGUAAGGCUGGAUGAUUUGCUGCAGGGAUUAUUAUUGUGACUAGCUGAAUGCAGGUAAUGUAGCACAUUAAAGUAAAAGUCUGAACGUCUACAGUUAUAGAGGGGGGGGCGGGGGGGGGUAGAAGAACAGGAUACAAGUCGUGUUUUUCUUUAUUUCUGUCUUUUCUUUGUAGAACCAGCGAGUUCCUGCUGACAUGAUCUUCUUAAGGACCUCUGAAAGAAAUGGUAAACAUCUGCUGGUCAUUCAUUCAAAUCUCCAAAACAGGAUAGUUAGGGUAAUGGCAUGUUUAAAAAGGGUGGUGAGGUGAAGGGAUUAGCCUAGAGCCAGGACAGGAAGUGUAACAAUGUCUAAAUUGUAAUUGGGUCCAGUAGGCUAUCGUUCAAAGUGAUGGUUGGGGGGGGGGACAGGUUGUGGUAGAAGACAGAAGAAGCAUGGGCUAUGCAUUUUCCCUAAGAUCUGCACUGACCAUUUUUGUCUUUUAAAUUGCAAGUUAGUUCCUAAGGAAAAUCACGAAGACAGGCAAAGUGUAGAAUAGAAAGAACAUAUCAAAUGCAAAGAGAAAACGGGGGAACCAAGGUACAAAGACGGAGCCUAAUCUGAAUAAACAAAUGUGGAAUUGGAUGAGAUUCUGAAGAGUGGUGACAGUACUCCACCACCCACUCGAUAACUAGCAGCUGUUAGGAUCCAUCAGAAAUGUGCAAUAAAACAUUUGGAGUACGAUAACCUUACACUUUUAUAAUCUUGAUUUGGAGUAACACAAACUAGAUGACACAUGCUUGGUUGUGGUUGUGCUUUCCUGUGGGGGGAGGAAAAACAACACGUUUAUUUUACUGGAAAGAGUGGUUAGUUGGUUAUCUCUCCAACACAUGGAGGCCAUUAGGUCAAUUAUGAAGAGCCUAGCUAGGCCCAGUGUUCUCAGCUAUAGACAGGCAGGCAGGAUGACGCAGACCAGGGGGAACUGGGGUUAUGGGAGGCUGUGGGGGGAUGAGGGCAGGGUUGGCAUGGAUACCUCUUCACUUUCUUGUUAAUCCCCAGAGUAAUGUGCAGUUGGGCAUCAUUCAUAUUUGAGCACUAUUUUGCAAUAAGUCAUUUGGUAAGAUAUUUUUAUGCUGAAGAUAGAGGGGAUGAAGGAUACACCAAAUAAAAUAAUGCUAGAAGUUGACGCAAGUGGCAAAAUGUACACGUUUAAAUUAUCAUUAUUUACAUAGGGUAACACAUUUAGUUUUUUAGAUAUACAGAAUGUUGUUAUUUGUACCAUGGAGGCUAUAUAACUGAAUGCUUCUGCAGUCUCUAAAGCCUACACAACGGUGCCCCCUAGAGGUGACUGUGACUCCAUUCUGGAUCAGUUAUUCUCCUCACUUCUCCUUUCUUGUUCUAGGCUCCUGCUUCCUGCGUACUGACCAGCUGGACGGAGAGACGGACUGGAAACUACGCCUCCCAGUGGCCUGUACUCAGAGACUGCCCACUGCUGCUGUGAGUCACCAGACUAGAUGGCUGAUCUGUAGUAGAACACAAUGUUGGCACUGCACUGACUGCAGAAAUAUUUAAUAAAGUAAUGCCACAUCUCAUGUUUUUUUAGGAUGUUCUUGGAAUUGUUAUCGCUUAUCGGUAAGUGACCAUGUUGUGAUUGCUCCUCCAGGACCUUCUCCAGAUCAGAUCCUAUGUGUAUGCGGAGGAACCAAACAUUGACAUCCACAACUUUAUUGGCACUUUCACCAGGGUAAGUGUUUACCUGGACAAUUCUAUUUUACUUUUCUUGAUUAAGACUAAAGAUAAUUGCCACCAUAUAUAGUGAAUGUUGAUGAAAGACUUUCUGUUUUCAUAGAGUAAUGUUCCGUACUCUUGUCUGUGUUUUGUGUCCUCUGUGCUGUGCUUUAGGAGGAUGGAGACCCUCCAGUCAAUGAGAGUCUCAGUAUUGAGAAUACCCUGUGGGCCAGCACUGUCAUCGCCUCUGGUAAAUACCAACUCGCCCGGUGGUGUGCUCUCUCUCUCUCCACGGAAGCAGCUAAUAACAUGGAAGGAACCAGUACCAGCAAUUCCAUCCCUCUCUCCCUCCAUCCAUCCCUAGAGCUGUGAUGAGGCAUUACUUCCUCCACACUUGAUGUGCUGAUGAUUUGUCCUCCUAUAUACACACACACACACACACACACACACACACACACACUGGCACAAUCAGACAUUUGGUCAUUUAAAACUAAUUCAGGGGCAGUUAACCAUAAGAGACAACAUUUCCCUAAAGGGAAAUGAGAGUCUAACCUACUGUAUUUAGCAUAUGGUAGUCAUUUGGCAAUUUGGCAAUCUAUCUCAUGCAAUACUAUCAUUAUACAUUUCAAAACAUGCAUUCACAUCAAGGGAAGUCUGCUACAUGCUUUAUUAUAUGUUAUGCUUUAUGAUUCGAGACUUGUCAGUUUAAACGUUUCAGUCAAUUACUAUAAUGUUAUUUCUCUGUAGGCACUGUGGUAGGACUAGUGAUCUACACAGGCAAGGAGCUCAGGAGUGUGAUGAACACCUCAAACCCAAGGCACAAGGUAUAUUAAUGUUUCUCACAGAUAAACUUCCUGCACAUGACGCUUUCCUUUAGCAGAUAAAGUAAUGAAAAUAUUCUGGUAGCACUUUAUUUUACGGUACUGUUUCCACUGAAACAAACAGGUAAUUCAUAGGUUAUUACUGUGUUGUUACCUUUUUACAAGGUCUUAAAAAAUGGUCAUUUAUGUACCGUAAAAUAAACCGCUACCAAUACUCAAAUAAUCAUAUCAUUUCUGUCAACAGUUGUUCCAUAAUAUUGUGUUUAGAGUGUAUUGCCUGAUGUCAUUCUCAUUCAUCAUCUCUUGUAGGUUGGCCUAUUUGACCUGGAAGUGAACUGUUUGACCAAGAUCCUGUUUGGGGCUCUGGUGGUGGUGUCUCUGGUCAUGGUGGCCCUCCAACACUUUGCCGGCCGUUGGUAUCUGCAGAUCUUCCGCUUCCUACUUCUUUUCUCCAACAUAGUCCCCAUCAGGUAGGAGUUUAACACACUUUCUAUUUAAUUUAAAUUAGAUCAUUUUAAAGCAAUAAAUAAAGUAGUAUGUAACAAAGUUUAACAGCAGGUUUAAGACCAAAAGUUGGUAUUUUCUGUUGAGGCCUACAUUUACAUAAAAUCUAUCCUUGCUUAAUUGUUAUAUCCUUAUGUACAUGUUUGAUGGACAACCUAAACCCAUUGAUAUCCAAACUAUAUAAAUAGUAUUUUAUUAAAUGAAUAAAAUGUGAACUUUGUGUCCAGCUUGCGUGUGAACCUGGACAUGGGUAAAAUGGUGUUCAGCUGGAUGAUCAGAAGAGACUCUAAGAUCCCUGGUACGGUGGUCAGGGCCAGCACUAUACCUGAACAACUGGGACGCAUCUCCUACCUGCUCACUGACAAAACAGGUCUGCUAAUUUUGUGGUUUAUAGACAUAAAUAUGUAAUUAGGGGCCGCCGGAGUAUCACGGCUAUGUGGCAGUGGACUCUGUAUUGAGCUUAAGAGGUGAGCGGGCCUCCAUAAACUUUCAGCUUAGUCAAUAUCACAUGAGAUGUAACUAUGGUAAUAAAACAGUGCAGUAUAAGGUUUGCAUAAAACUGCUUAAAAUUAAAUUUUAAAGGUAAAAUGCCUGCAUCUUGCUUUAGUGGUCAGAAGAGGACAUUGACCCAACAUGUCAGUCUGUCGUAUGAGAGAUGAUAGUGUUGAAGAUUUGCUAAGGUUAUGUUCAUUGUGACAGUGCUAGGACAAGCCUGUCCCUGGGGCUUUGGGGCUGUGUGUUACUUACUGGGUUUUUAAUCAUACGCAUGUCUGAACUAAGGCUCCUGUCUCUACACCCCCCCUUACACACACACACACAUCCUCAGGAACUGGCCUGUACCCCUCUUAAAUUUACGACCCUGACGGCCAAUAAAAUGAUACUGUAUUUUCCCAGACCGUGAUCAGGGCGAUGGGGCCUAGGGGUCAAAGGUCAAUCUAAUAUAUGUGCUGUAGGGGCCUCUCAGGUCAUCCUGAAAUACUACCUACAGAGAGAGGGGAUUUUAAAGUGUGAGGACAGUCAGGACACUGAAAGCAUGGACAGCUACUUGACUUGUAGAUCAUAGUGUGACUGUACUAAUUAUGAUAAUAAUUUGAACACCAACACUACCAUCUCGCUUCCAGCACUUCUGACACCAGUGCAUACAGUGGGGAGAACAAGUAUUUGAUACACUGCCGAUGUUGCAGGUUUUCCUACUUACAAAGCAUGUAGAGGUCUGUAAUUUUUAUCAUAGGUACACUUCAACUGUGAGAGACGGAAUAUAAAACAAAAAUCCAGAAAAUCACAUUGUAUGAUUUUUAAGUAAUUAAUUUGCAUUUUAUUGCAUGAUAUAAGUAUUUGAUACAUCAGAAAAGCAGAACUUAAUAUUUGGUACAGAAACCUUUGUUUGCAAUUACAGAGAUCAUACGUUUCCUGUAGGUCUUGACCAGGUUUGCACACACUGCAGCAGGGAUUUUGGCCCACUCCUCCAUACAGACCUUCUCCAGAUCCUUCAGGUUUCGGGGCUGUCGCUGGGCAAUACGGACUUUAAGCUCCCUCCAAAGAUUUUCUAUUGGGUUCAGGUCUGGAGACUGGCUAGGCCACUCCAGGACCUUGAGAUGCUUCUUACGGAGCCACUCCUUAGUUGCCCUGGCUGUGUGUUUCGGGUCGUUGUCAUGCUGGAAGACCCAGCCCCUUCCCAUCUUCAAUGCUCUUACUGAGGGAAGGAGGUUGUUGGCCAAGAUCUCACGAUACAUGGCCCCAUCCAUCCUCCCCUCAAUACGGUGCAGUUGUCCUGUCCCCUUUGCAGAAAAGCAUCCCCAAAGAAUGAUGUUUCCACCUCCAUGCUUCACGGUUGGGAUGGUGUUCUUGGGGUUGUACUCAUCCUUCUUCUUCCUCCAAACACGGCGAGUGGAGUUUAGACCAAAAAGCUCUAUUUUUGUCUCAUCAGACCACAUCAUCUUCUCCCAUUCCUCCUAUGGAUCAUCCAGAUGGUCAUUGGCAAACUUCAGAUGGGCCUGGACAUGCGCUGGCUUGAGCAGGGGGACCUUGCGUGCGCUGCAGGAUUUAAAUCCAUGACGGCGUAGUGUGUUACUAAUGGUUUUCUUUGAGACUGUGGUCCCAGCUCUCUUCAGGUCAUUGACCAGGUCCUGCCGUGUAGUUCUGGGCUGAUCCCUCACCUUCCUCAUGAUCAUUGAUGCCCCACGAGGUGAGAUCUUGCAUGGAGCCCCAGACCGAGGGUGAUUGACCGUCAUCUUGAACUUCUUCCAUUUUCUAAUAAUUGUGCCAACAGUUGUUGCCUUCUCACCAAGCUGCUUGCCUAUUGUCCUGUAGCCCAUCCCAGCCUUGUGCAGGUCUACAAUUUUAUCCCUGAUGUCCUUACACAGCUCUCUGGUCUUGGCCAUUGUGGAGAGGUUGGAGUCUGUUUGAUUGAGUGUGUGGACAGGUGUCUUUUAUACAGGUAACGAGUUCAAACAGGUGCAGUUAAUACAGGUAAAGAGUGGAGAACAGGAGGGCUUCUUAAAGAAAAACUAACAGGUCUGUGAGAGCCUGAAUUCUUACUGGUUGGUAGGUGAUCAAAUACUUAUGUCAUGCAAUAAAAUGCAAAUUAAUUACUUAAAAAUCAUACAAUGUGAUUUUCUGGAUUUUUGUUUUAGAUUCCGUCUCUCACAGUUGAAGUGUACCUAUGAUAAAAAUUACAGACCUCUACAUGCUUUGUAAGUAGGGAAACCUGCAAAAUCGGCAGUGUAUCAAAUACUUGUUCUCCCCACUGUAUAACCCCACGAUCAGUAGAAAUUUUACAAAUAGUAUAAAUUGUGGUUGUGUAUUUGAUGCAGGGACUCUCACCCAGAAUGAGAUGGUGUUCCGUCGCCUCCAUCUUGGAACGGUGGCCUAUGGAAUGGACUCCAUGGACGAGGUGCAGAGCCACGUGUUCAGUGCCUACACACAGGUAAACAAUAACCGUGUCCACCGAGCCAUAUAGCGAUAGUUGUGGCGCACAUAGAGCGUCAUUGACAGAAACGGCCAAACUCGCUAUGUAGACCUGUGGCUCUGCAUCAGUCCAUAUGGGCUGUGGGCAACGAAUGUAGUACUAAUCGGUGAGACCAGUCAAUGCUUGAAAACUCAAAACUAAUUCUGUGCGAAAACAAAUAACAACCCUUAUCUUUAGGGCAUAUUUUUUUGCCAGCAUAUCAGCUAUGUGAUUACUGUUUGGCUGAAUGCUUCCCGACCCCUAAUGACACUCUUUGUCCCUUUGACACCAGAGGUUAGUGGAGAAGGAAACCGGAUUAGCCACUAGCCCCAGAGCCCACUAGCACUGACCUGCCCUAGUUUAAUGACUCCACCAUUAACCCCUGUGGAAACACAACCCCCAGCCUAAAAAUAGCAGCAGCAAGAUGCUAAAGCUAAUUGUUCAUAUUUCUUCUUUCGUCACACACCUGGUUGUGUUUACUUGGCGUGGGUCUUUCUGUGUAUGGUAUGAAUGAAUAGGGUAGGAAUUAGUCAAAUGGCUUUGUGGUAGUCAUUUUGGAACUGAGUAAGUUCAGAGAAGUGUUCUGUUUUAGCGCUACAAAACACAUACAGUAUAUUCCAUAUACUUUGUUGCCAUAGUUACUGUAUAAGGCAGCUCACAGGUACAUGUACUGUAUAUAUAUUUCCCCCACAAAUCAUUUAUUUAUCUGAUGACUGUUUGUCAAUUAAUGAUUAGCUGAGAAAAAAAGUUUGGUUACAAAAAAAACGCUCUACCAAUGAUUGAAAACCUUGCAGGUAGACAGAUUCUUAUAAUCCAACUCAGUCGGCUAUAUUUUCUUUUCUACACCUUCCUCCCCACAGUCCUCUCAUGACCUCCCAGCAUCCAGAGCUCCGGCGGCCACUAAGGUUCGUAAGACCAUCAGCAGCCGUGUACAUGAGGCGGUGAAGGCCAUCGCCCUGGUGCACUGUGUGACACCCGCGUACGAGGCCAACGGCGUGACGGACCAGGCCGAGGCAGAGCAGCAUUAUGAGGACACCUGCAGGGUUUACCAGGCCGCCAGCCCAGACGAGGUACACAACGGCUCACCCUAACUACUAGACAUAGCGGUCCAAAAACACAGCAACCGGGGGUUGUUAGUAUUUUAUACAAAUAAUGAAUUAACAGUUUACAUUUGCUCUGUGAGGUUAUAAUAUUGUCCUUUGUUAAAGAUAGACCAACAUAUAUAAAAAAAUUGCCUGUUAGAAAUGUUAAAAGUUAAAAGAUGGUGAGAGUCACUUCAAGUGAUUUUGUAGUUUGAACCCUUUGCUGCCUGCUGCCUUUGAAGGAAACCUUGAGGAGACAAAUUACAGGUGUGCCUAGCUGUGUCAUUGAUCACUAUGAAUCCUUUGAACUCCAGGAAGAAGGCUGAGGAGGAAUUCAGCUUGAUCCAUUUCCUGCAGUGUAAAUACGGAUUUCCUUAAUGUGCUCCUCAGUUUAUUGAAUUUCACUUAACCUAUCCCCCUUUGAAUUGCCUACCUUAGUAUUAGAUACUUUGAUAUGGCCCACAGCUGUUGCUUUGUGGUGAGCUGUGGCCUAUUGUAUGCUCAACUUCAUGCAAUACAAGCAUUUUUUUAUGUAUAUGUUCUUGAAACUCAUGUCCUGUUCCAAGAUUUCUCACAGGUUACAAUAUCAGUCAAUGUGUAGCUAUUUCCUUUCUUGAUUUAAUGUUUUUGCUGUUGUUACAAUAGGUAUAUUGUAUCAGCUUGAUAUGAUCUUUGCUCAAAUUCAGUUUGGUUUGCUAUGGCUUCUCAGGAAGUCUAUAUAUAGAUAUGGUGUUGACUGUUGGCUGCCGGUGGUAGUGGUCACAAUGUCAGUGGCAGUUGCAUGCAUGGUUUUUAGUAGGAGUCCAAUCUUAAGCCAUUUAUCUAACUUGUUUUGUUGGAUGUGAUACAGGUAACUGCCAAAAUAAAGGAAAUACCAACUGAGUGUCUUAAUAGGGUUUUGGCCACCACGAGCCGCCAGAACAGCUUCAAUGCACUUUGGCAUCGAUUCUACAAGUGUCUGGAACUCUAUUGGAGGUAUGCAACACCAUUCUUCCACGAGAAAUUCCAUCAUUUUGUGUUUUGUUGAUGGUGGUGGAAAACCCUGUCUCAGUCGCCGCUCCAGAAUCACUGUUCAAUUGGGUUGAGAUCUGGAGACUGAGACGGCUAUGGCAUAUCGUGAAACAUCAGCAAGAUGAGCAGUCUUCGUUACUGAAGCUCCUGCCAAACAUGCCCCAUCAAUCACUCCUCUUUCAAAGUCACUGAGAUGUCUUCUUCUAGCCAUGGUAGACAAAAUAUUUGGCAACUGGGCCUGCCCAGUAUUUUUAUACAUGACUUUAAGCAUGAUGGGAUGUUAAUUCCACACCUGUGCUUUGAUUAUACUUUGUAUCCCUCAUUUACUCAAGUGUUUUCUUUAUUUUGGCAGUUACCUGUACAUGUUUGGCAGAUAUAACCAGUUUUUUAAUUACAUCAAAAUGAAUAGUCCUGGUUGUUGUGUGGAGUUAUUUUUCCACAACUUAUGCCUUUACAUCUGCUUAUUUAGCAUAUCAUAUUUAAUAUGUCUAAUUGUGACAUCUACUUAAGAGAAGUGUGUUACUAUAAAAAAAGACUGAAGAGUAUGAAGUAUUUCCUGAGUGUUCCACUUCCAAGCAGGACCAAUAAGUACUUUAGCUUCUGCCAAGCUGUGGUUUUCACUCCAGACAUUUGCCAGUAGCAGAUCCAGGUCAAUUAAAUCCUAGACAUUCCCAUUGCUAGGUGGUGCUGUUGUGGUGGAGGCCGAUUCACUGCAUGUCUCCAUAGUGAAUGUAGCCUUACUAAUGUUACCAGGACUAAGUCAAACUCCUCAUUCUCCCCAACAUGUAUGACCAACACACAAGGUAGUCAGAGCUUUAUUGACCAUUAUGGAGUUCAGCUCAGGUCUACCAUUAGCCAAGCAUAGCCUCAGGCCAAAUAUGAACAUAAAAUAAGUAUUGUUUGUUAGCUGGAAGAGGCUUGGUUUGGGACUGGACUUUGGGAGUGUUUAGGGUCCAAUUGAUGCCUCUUCCUGUCCAUCUGAGAUUUAAAUUAGAGACCUGUCAGUGUAGGCAUGAGGGAUGAAUUGUGUUUUUGAUCUUGUGCUGGUGGUCUGGAAGUUAUUGGGAAAAAAUUACUUAUGUUUGGCUUUAUCCUCAUGUGCCCUUCAAAAGAGACCAGAAAGAACAUGUGGCAUGGUCUUUUAAAAUUGUCUUCAUAGUUUGUCAAUCAAUACUCUGAGUGCAGAAAAUGCUUUUAUUGUUGAUUUGAGCUGAGGUAGAGCUGUGCUCUUUGAUGUGCUACUCAGAUUUAUAUUUCCUGUUUAUUCAUUUGUCCUGUGAAAAGGUACAUCAUGUUAAUCUCUUGUGGACAGACUACAUAAACAUAAAUGGUACCGUAGAUCUGUCAUGAUACAACGGUAUGUGUGAGAUCAGCAGCAUUAGUUCCAGUGCUUGGGUUUUUCGUCACUGGUUAUUUGGACAAAUCAUGAUUUCGCAGGUGUUAGUAUCUUUCGAAUUUUGGAAGGAGAGGGGACAUUUGGCCCAUAGACUUGCCCGUAACUUGCAAAGAGAGAAGGUGGAGCUCUUCGUUCCGGUUCCGCUACUAGUUUUCUAUCUCUUCUCUUAACCCAUAUGGACCCAGAACUUAAUUGAGCAUGUGACCAAUUAUGGUCCAUUCUCCUUUUACCCCAUCAAAUUGAUCUAUUUUUAUAACCACCCAUUCACCAAACUGUUGCUAGGUGUCGCUGGUGCAGUGGACAGAGAGUGUGGGUCUGACCCUGGUUGGACGGGACCACAACUCCAUGCAGCUGAGGGCUCCCAGUGGACAGAUCCUGAACUUCACCAUCCUGCAGAUAUUCCCCUUCACCUACGAGAGCAAGCGGAUGGGAAUCAUAGUUCGAGUGAGUGCUGCUGACUGGGAUAUGAAUUUGGUUUGAAAAUUCAAAUUUGAGUCAUCCCUUUAUAGUUGCCAGAGGUGUAUGCCUUCCUGAGCUGAUCUAAUGUAUUGUGGAAGAUAAUUUGUAUUUUGCUUGCCAACUGUUGUGGAUGUAACUGCUCUUUUGAAAGAUCCAUUUUAUAGCUCAUAUCAGUAGGUGCCAACUGUUUGGGGCCAACGGCUCUUUUGGAAGAUACAUUUUAUGGCUUUUGAACCUGGGCAUUGAUCCAUUUAUCUAUCAAGAUGAAGGCUGAUCUAAGAAAUACUUUACCCUGCUCUGACCUCGAUGACUAAGUCUCUGUGCUGUCUGCAUGACUAGCUAUUGUUGUUGGCUUGGAUAGACCUGGUAUAAAUCUAAUUCAGGAAAGCUGGGAUUAAACUUUGCUUCCUCAAGAGAAUAUUUUCAAACAUGUUUGAGACCCAUUGUGUACAUUAACACCAAAAUAAGUUUCCCUUUCUAAGCAACCAACCGACAAUAAUAAACUCAUCCUGUAUGUGCAUCUCUACACAGGUGCUGAGAGUAGGGGGGGAAACCCCUGAGUGCACCUUAUUGAUUGAUGUGAAUGUUUUUCUUCUAUUUUGUUCGUCAAGCAUUGAAUUAAGGUAAUGACAGUGAAUGGUCUGUUUUACAGGAUGAGUCCACAGGAGAAAUGACCUUCUACAUGAAGGGUGCAGACGUGGUGAUGGCAGGCAUCGUCCAGUAUAAUGAUUGGCUGGAAGAAGAAGUAUUUUUGGUUUCUUCUAUUAAAACACGUCAUUUUAGCUUUUAGUUUUAAUAAAUGACCACCAUGAAUUUACUAUAUCGUGUUGAGUUCAUCUUUAGGGUUUUGCUGUAGGAGUCCUUGUGUAUGUUUGAACAUUCUGAUAUUAAUGCUUUGGUGAUGCUUUUGCUCUUUCUUCCAGUGUGGAAAUAUGGCCAGGGAAGGCCUGAGGGUCUUGGUUGUUUCUAAGAAGUCUCUAACAGAGGAACAGUACCAAGACUUUGAGGUUAGUAGCAUCCCCUCUGUCUUUGAACGAGCUUCAAUGUAACUGUCAUCAUCACGUUGAUCCAUAGAGUAUGGGACUGUGCAGUAACCCAAGCCAACAGAAGGAGGAUGAUGUUUAGAUAGAGAAUGAAUUGACUGUCCUGAGUAACCAAGCCCACCGUGAGCGACCUUGACAUUUCAGUGUAUCAUAGCCAUUUGGCAAACUAAUUAGUGAGGCUGAAGCCCAGGGUAUCCAUCUUGGUUUGAGCACAUCCACAUAGUGUCGUAAAUAGAAGAGGAAUUCCUUUUGAUCAACGUCUGGGUAUGACAUGUGAAACCAGGUGUGGUAAUAUUCUUACAACAACAUGAAUUGUUUACUUUUACUAGUUGAUGCACCUCCCUCUCCAUGUGUUGUUUUUAGUUUACCAGUAUAGUAUUAUUAUUAUUAUUAUUAUUAUUAUUAUUAGUGCCACUCCUCACACUCCUUAUGAGAUUAAAUACAUUUAUAUUUGUGUUGGAUGACAAUUUGUUUAUCUUCCUCCACAAAAUACACUCUUUUCAGGUGUUGUCUUGGAGUUGUCAUGUCCUCUCAAGUAUUUUAUAUCUGCUAGGUAGCCUACCUGCCAACAACAACAAAUACAAAAACAAAAUAGUUUCCACAGAUACUCACCAUUGUUCUUAAGAUGUCAAAGUGUGUUGUUUGAUACUCGGAUAUCCCUCCCUCCCUCCCUCCCUCCCUCCCUCCCUCACACACACACACACACACACACACACUCUCCCAUUCUCAAUGCAGGGUGAGCGGGCGGAUGGGUGGGCAGUGUCUCCCCUGCAGCUCCACCAGGCCCAUUGCUGGAGUGUAUAAUUGUGUGAGCUGGCUGGUGGGCGGUGGUGACUCACCAGCUAAGUGACUCACACACAAAGCUUGUGUUCCUGAGUGAGUCACUCGGAUAGUUUUUGCUUUAUCUCCUCUGAAAAUUGCCCUCUGAGCUGGAGACUGCUGGCCAUUUACUUGCUCCUUCCAAAUCCUUCUCAUCCAAAACAUGUUAUAUUUGAUGAUUUUGUAUGUUUGACAGUUAAUAAAUCGAACUAGCUAAACUCCAAUAUGCUAUAUUCAGAUAAAGUCAUACAAUCCAAAUAUUUUCACCACAUUUCUCCUGUUACUUUCUCCACAGGCCCGAUACGUCCAGGCCAAGCUGAGUGUGCACGACCGGUCUCUGAAGGUUGCCACGGUGAUCGAGAGCCUGGAGAUGGAGAUGGAGCUGCUGUGUCUGACUGGGGUGGAGGACCAACUGCAGGCUGACGUACGGCCCACCCUGGAGAUCCUACGCAAUGCAGGCAUCAAGGUCAGGGGUCACCGGGGCAGGGGGGAGACGGCCGUAUAGCAACAAUUCACUUCAAUACAUUUUACAUUUACAUUUGAGUCAUUUAGCAGACGCUCUUAUCCAGAGUGCAUACAUUUUCAUACUUUUUUUCAAUACACUUUAUUUAUCUCUGGGGUUUAUGCCCUCUGAAACUGUUGUUAUGUGUUGUGUCAUUGUAUGAAUGUUAAAGCGUGUUAAUCACACAGAAAUGUAAUUUUAAAACUGUAUUACCUGUGUAGGUGUGGAUGUUAACUGGAGACAAGCUGGAAACAGCCACGUGCACGGCUAAGAACGCCCAUCUGGUGACCCGCAACCAGGACAUCCACAUCUUUAGAUCGGUGAGUGGAGAAGCAGUAGAGGACAUUUUUCUGUUCAACCACUGCACUUUGAAUAUAAUGUUUAUUGUGGAUUAGAAUAAAUAGCUUUAGCAUACGGGGUCAUUCCAAGUUCAUCGGGUCAUCCACAGUUUCCUGUCGUCUGCGCUGACCUCAUGGGGACAUCCAUCCUCUGUGUGGUGAAGGCCCAUAGCUGUGCUUAUGUAGUCCCCAAGCAAUUUUAACCCAGCCCAGCCCAGCUAGGAUCCACUGGCUAUUUGGUCAGCCCAACAAUAAAUCACUUCUCACAAGAAUAAGCAUUCAAACCAGUGUCAACCAGACCAGAGCCUUCCAGACCUGGGUUCAAAUACUAUUUGAUAUCGUUUCAUAAACUUAAGCUGUGCUUGACUGGCACUACAAGCAGUCUAAAAUAAACACUUAUAGUACAUGGAUUUGAACUAUUUUAAAUACUAUUUGACCCCAGGUCUGGAAACAGGCCUGUGAGGACCAGCUGAGCCACUUCCUGAGGGAACACAAAGACAGAGAACCUAACUUUCUAAUUUGUUUUGCAGGCUUAGCUCUCAAACUGCACAAUUGCUUUGAUAGUCUGUUGACUUCCCCUUUGGCUUUCGUCUAGUUGCAGAAAAGCUUGCCUGCCAUAGGAAGGUUAGGACUUGCGUACAACAGUUGUUACUGGAAGAGGAUAACAAUGACUGGCACAGCAUGACAACAAUCCCUUUGCUUCUCCCAGCAGAGCAGGGCAGGCAGGGGCUGUGACUGUUGAGUGGUCCAAUAGCCAAGGCAUCUGCUAUUGGCUUCCUGGUUCGACACAAAUGGCACUGGGUUGAAGACUUGACGUAUGAACAGGCAAUAGAAGAGGAAUAUAGCCAUACUAGUGCAGAACAUUGGUUGACAGAUUGAUGUCUUGUUGUCAUUUCCAGUUCCACAUUUUUGGAAUUCCAAGUACACAUAUAAGUUUGACACAGUUGCAGAAACUAUGGGAUGUGUUCUUGUUAAUAUGGACCUCAGGUUAGAAAAUUUGCCCUAUUGCAAUGUCCACACAAUCAACCUCCAUAUUUCAUAAGAAAUAGUAGUCUAUAUAAACCCACAAAAUCAGCCAUGGUUGAGCGGGUUCAUGUCCUGGUCGUCAUUAUGGUUUCAUACCUUACAUCCUGUUUCCAUUGAUCAUCCUUGAGAUGUUUCUACAACUUGAUUGGAGUCCAACUGUGGUAAAUCCAAUUGAUUGGACAUGAUUUGGAAAGGCACACACCUAUCUACAGUGGGGGAAAAAAGUAUUUAGUCAGCCACCAAUUGUGCAAGUUCUCCCACUUAAAAAGAUGAGAGAGGCCUGUAAUUUUCAUCAUAGGUACACGUCAACUAUGACAGACCCAAAAAAAAUCCAGAAAAUCACAUUGUAGGAUUUUUAAUGAAUUUAUUUGCAAAUUAUGGUGGAAAAUAAGUAUGUGGUCAAUAACAAAAGUUUCUCAAUACUUUGUUAUAUACCCUUUGUUGGCAAUGACACAGGUCAAAUGUUCUCUGUAAGUCUUCACAAGGUUUUCACACACUGUUGCUGGUAUUUUGGCCCAUUCCUCCAUGCACAUCUCCUCUAGAGCAGUGAUGUUUUGGGGCUGUCGCUGGGCAACACGGACUUUCAACUCCCUCCAAAGAUUUUCUAUGGGGUUGAGAUCUGGAGACUGGCUAGGCCACUCCAGGACCUUGAAAUGCUUCUUACGAAGCCACUCCUUCGUUGCCCGGGCGGUGUGUUUGGGAUCAUUGUCAUGCUGAAAGAUCCAGCCACGUUUCAUCUUCAAUGCCCUUGCUGAUGGAAGGAGGUUUUCACUCAAAAUCUCACGAUACAUGGCCCCAUUCAUUCUUUCCUUUACACGGAUCAGUCGUCCUGGUCCCUUUGCAGAAAAACAGCCCCAAAGCAUGAUGUUUCCACCCCCAUGCUUCACAGUAGGUAUGGUGUUCUUUGGAUGCAACUCAGCAUUCUUUGUCCUCCAAACACGACGAGUUGAGUUUUUACCAAAAUGUUAUAUUUUGGUUUCAUCUGACCAUAUGACAUUCUCCCAAUCCUCUUCUGCAUAAUCCAAAUGCACUCUAGCAAACUUCAGACGGGCCUGGACAUGUACUGGCUUAAGCAGGGGGACACGUCUGGCACUAAAGGAUUUGAGUCCCUGGCGGCGUAGUGUGUUACUGAUGGUAGGCUUUGUUACUUUGGUCCCAGCUCUCUGCAGGUCAUUCACUAGGUCCCCCCGUGUGGUUCUGGGAUUUUUGCUCACCGUUCUUGUGAUCAUUUUGACCCCACGGGGUGAGAUCUUGCGUGGAGCCCCAGAUCGAGGGAGAUUAUCAGUGGUCUUGUAUGUCUUCCAUUUCCUAAUAAUUGCUCCCACAGUUGAUUUCUUCAAACCAAGCUGCUUACCUAUUGCAGAUUCAGUCUUCCCAGCCUGGUGCAGGUCUACAAUUUUGUUUCUGGUGUCCUUUGACAGCUCUUUGGUCUUGGCCAUAGUGGAGUUUUGAGUGUGACUGUUUGAGGUUGUGGACAGGUGUCUUUUAUACUGAUAACAAGUUCAAACAGGUGCCAUUAAUACAGGUAACGAGUGGAGGACAGAGGAGCCUCUUAAAGAAGAAGUUACAGGUCUGUGAGAGCCAGAGAUCUUGCUUGUUUGUAGGUGACCAAAUACUUAUUUUCCACCAUAAUUUGCAAAUAAAUUCAUUAAAAAUCCUACAAUGUGAUUUUCUGGAUUCUUUUUUCUCAAUUUGUCUGUCAUAGUUGACGUGUACCUAUGAUGAAAAUUACAGGCCUCUCUCAUCUUUUUAAGUGGGAGAACUUGCACAAUUGGUGGCUGACUAAAUACUUUUUUCCCCCACUGUAUGUUCAACAUUUAACAGUUGAUCAGUUCACCCUGAUGCUAAUCUAGAGUGUGGGUGACAGUUGCAGUCAGGAGAGCAGCUACUCCUGCUGCUGUGGGUUAGAUAGCUAUCUGUGUGUCUGUGACGUGAUGGUAAGCGAUAUACUGUCUGUGGUCCUAGGUGACAACACGAGGAGAGGCCCAUCUGGAGCUCAAUGCUUUCAGGAGGAAACACGACUGUGCUCUGGUCAUAUCAGGGGACUCACUGGAGGUAAGCUGAGCAUCGUCCUCACUCUGAACACUUUACCUUAUCUGUGUAAACCAAACCAAAGCACUGUUACUGAAGAGGCCUUUGGUGGUGGCUGUGGUAUUGGUAAGAGUCAGUCUAACAUUGGUUAAAGUUUAACUGAGACGCUUGUGAAACGUCAGCCGGUGUUGAGUCUUAUCCAAUCACACUGCUGUAUUGUUUUGGGUCUCAAUUGACAACUGCCUAGAUAAAUGUAACAGACGUUGAGGAAGGAGUUUAUAUCAUUGAUAAAGAUCCAGACAUAAACCACAGUUGGUCGUUGGUCCCAGUUGUUGUUCAACCCUCAUCUAUCAUACUCUGCUUCUCCUGCAGGUGUGUCUGAAGUUCUAUGAGUAUGAGUUUAUGGAGCUGGCGUGUCAGUGUCCUGCGGUGGUGUGUUGUCGCUGCGCUCCGACCCAGAAGGCCCAGAUAGUCCGGCUGCUGCAGGAGCGCACAGGCAAACUCACCUGUGCUGUAGGUGAGUCUCCCCAGUGUCAGCCCCAAGCCUUUCUCUAUUGGGACAUUACAGGAGUUAACAAAUAGGCUACUCUCAAUUCAGCUCACUGAAACUCUCCAAUGACAUUUCACUGCAGGGUUACUGACCUGUACGAUUUAAGAUAUUGAAUGGUAUUGUUUUCAUGAUAUAAACUUGAUAAACAGUUUUCAUCAUAGUAUUUGCUUUGGGUAAUGAUUGAUGUCCGAUCGAGGGAGUCGCACGCACACACAGACAGACAGACAGGCAGGCAGACACAGACAGACACACGAACACACACACACACACACACACAAAGCCCUCUCUGCUGUGAGUCACAUUAACAGACGUGUUCCUCCUGACACUUCCACUGUCUGUUUGUUUUCUCUUAGGGGAUGGAGGAAACGAUGUCAGCAUGAUCCAGGAAGCCGACUGUGGCGUGGGAGUGGAGGGCAAAGUAAGAAUCUCUCUGUCCCUGUCACACACACUGUCCCUGUCACCCUGAUGCUUUCACACACACACUGUCGCUGCUGUCAGCCUGUGCCGUGUGUUUGCUGGGAGCUGGCUCCCCUCUGGCCAGAGCACCUUUUAACAUCCAUUUGUCACUAUGUCAUUUCAUGCACAGAUGAUUCCCUUUUGACUGUGUGAAAACAUGUCAUGGGUGUAGAGGAAAUGAAUGUGACGUUGUCUUCUGACAAUGUGGUAUUGUCUUCUGUUCUGAUUGGGACUUCUUGAACUGUAGUACUGACAGGUCAACCAUGUAGAGUUCCUACCUUAUUGACACCUUGCUAUGGACCAGAGCUCCACAUAAAGUCAGUAGUUGGUAGAUAUUGAUUUAACUGUGGCAGAAAUAGGGAACUUGUUUCCUCUAAACCUUUCUUUAUAUACACUCGUAAAAAGUGUUAUGCUGGUUACCAAAGACCUUUGCUAACCUUUUCUAAAUGUAUCUUAGAAUGUCUUAAAAAUUCCACCACCAUGUUGUUGGUUGACAGGAAGGGAAACAGGCAUCGCUGGCUGCAGACUUCUCUGUGACUCAGUUCAAGCACUUGGGCAGACUCCUCAUGGUCCACGGGCGGAACAGCUACAAGAGAUCCGCCGGCCUCUCCCAGUUCGUCAUCCACCGGAGCCUGUGCAUCAGCACCAUGCAGGUAGGCAGGACCAGGGUACCAAAUGGUGGAGUGGAGUGGGGUGGGGAGUGAGUCAGGAUCUGGGUACCAAAUGGUGGAAUUGGGUGGGGAGUGAGCCAGGACCAGGGUACCAAAUGGUGGAGCGGGGUGGGGAGUGUGUCAGGACCAGGGUACCAAAUGGUGGAGUGGAGUGAGGAGUGUCAGGACAGGGAGUGCCAGCAGCUUCUCUGGAAGCCUCGUCACCAUGCAGCACCAGCACCAGAGCCCCAGAGGCAGUGGGUAGUGAGAGUACCUAGGGCCAGGCAUAGAGAGGUGGAGCAGGGUGGGGAGUGAGUCAGAGCAGGGGACCCCAGGAGCUCUUCUGGGAGGCCCCGUCCUUCAGCGUCUAAUCCCCAGCCUCAGCCCUAGUGAGUACCACAGCCCAAGCACCAGGCCAGCUCUUCAGCCCUAUAGUCUCCCAGACCAGGCCAUAGACUCGUUCGGGAGGCCCCCAAUGUGUCUCGGAUUAACGCUGCCCCCAACCACAGCUGUUAACCCCCAGGAGUCGAUGUCCGCGCCCUCGCGGAAAUCUAAUUAGCAUAAUAAAAAAUCUGUAAUGCCAUGAGUGUGCAAAGCUGUAUUCAAGGCAAAGGGUGGCUAUUUGAAGAAUCUCAAAUAUGAAAUAUAUUUGGAUUUGUUUAACACUUUUUUGGUUACUACAUGAUUCCAUAUGUUUUGAUGUCUUCACUAUUAUUCUACAAUGUAAAAAAUUGUAAAAAUAAAGAAAAAUCUUUGAAUGAGUAGGUGUGUCCAAACUUUUGACUGGUAGUGUAUAUCUUCUUGAUACUUCAAGAGGUCUUAAAAUUCGAAGUCAAAUAGCAAAAUGGUCCUUGGUAUGACCUUCUUAAAAUAAUUCCAUAUAGCUUAAAUGAAAGUAAUAAGUAUAUUGUUUUGAAAAUGAUGUAAAUUAUGUUUUGUAGUAGUGUAUUACAGUUCUCAAUAUGAAAUGAACCCCCCCAACCCUACCACCCCUCCCCUGAUUGGAGUAAAUUAACGGACAACAGUACGUCUUCUGCUGCUACUUACAGCUAUUUUCGCUAACAUGUACGAUAUUUGUAGUUAAAUAAUUAUACAUAUAUUUCAAAUUUCCUCUUUCUGCAAGUGCUGGAUUUUCACCCACAGCAGCCAAUCCACCAUUAAUUCUGAUCUUAACUCCUACCCGCCAAUGUACACAGAUUAACUCCUCUUUCACAGUAUAAUACAAUUUUGCUAUGAUGAUGACUCAUUCAUGAUCUCUUCUUCCCCCAGGCUGUCUUCUCCUCUGUCUUCUACUUUGCGUCUGUCCCCCUCUACCAAGGAUUUCUCAUUAUUGGGUGAGCUGAGCUGAGCUGAUCUUUUCUCAAUAGCAGUGGCUUAUCAGGAUGGCAUUUCAGCUAUGUGUUAGUCGUGUUGCUAUGACAUUGAGAUUGUGUUGACAUAUUGUUGCAUUGGGUUGAAUGUAGAAAAAAUAUGAAAUUACUUUAACCCUGCUGAGUCAUCAAAAUCUAAUUAAAAGACCCUCUUCAGCCUUAGAAUGGAGCUCAGAGCACUCCAUUGACGUCUGUGAGAAUUUAUAUAAGUAACCAUACUUGAAUAAGCUUCAGCUUUAAUUUUAUAUCCAGCAUAAAUCGAUUUUGAGAAAUGUCAGGAAAUGAGAUGCCUGAAAUGUUCUAUCGUUUGGGGAAAAAUGUAAUAACUGUAUUUGUUACAUUUACCUGCCUAACUUCUCAGUUAAAACAUAGUUUCUGUGUUUAAUUUCUUACAUAAAUCAUUGAUCAAUUCCCAUUAAAUUGUUAAUGUUCUUUAUUCUAGCUACUCCACCAUCUACACCAUGUUCCCUGUGUUCUCCCUCGUGUUGGAUAAAGAUGUCAAGUCAGAAGUAGCUAUGCUCUAUCCUGAGUUAUAUAAGGAUCUCCUAAAAGUAAUACACUGUCUGCAUUAUUUGACUUUAUUGGCUGUAUAAUAUGGCCGUAUAAUAUGGCUGUAUAAUAUGACUGUAGAAAUGGCUGUAGAAUAUGGCUGUAUAAUAUUGCUGUAUAAUAUGACUGAAAAUAUGCAUUAUAUCAAAAUAAUCUACUGCAUAAAUUUCCAUAACCUUCAGAGUAGUAUACAGUGGCUUGCGAAAGUAUUCACCCCCCUUGGCAUUUUUCCUAUUUUGUUGCCUUACAACCUGGAAUGAAAAUUGAUUUUUGGGGGGUUUGUAUCAUUUGAUUUACACAACAUGCCUACCACUUUGAAGAUGCAAAAUAUUUUUUCUUGUGAAACAAACAAGAAAUAAGACAAAAAAAACAGACAACAUGAGCGUGCAUAACUAUUCACCUACCCAAAGUCAAUACUUUGUAGAGCCACCAGCAAUUACAGCUGCAAGUCUCUUGGGGUAUGUCUCUAUAAGCUUGGGAUUUUUGCCCAUUCUUCAAGGCAAAACUUCUCCAGCUCCUUCAAGUUGGAUGGGUUCUGCUGGUGUACAGCAAUCUUUAAGUCAUACCACAGAUUCUCAAUUGGAUUGAUGUCUGGGCUUUGACUAGGCCAUUCCAAGACAUUUAAAUGUUUCCGCUUAAACCACUCGAGUGUUGCUUUAGCAGUAUGCUUAGGGUCAUUGUCCUGCUGGAAGGUGAACCUCCGUCCCAGUCUCAAAUCUCUGGAAGACUGAAACAGGUUUCCCUCAAGAAUUUCCCUGUAUUUAUCGCCAUCCAUCAUUCCUUCAAUUCUGACCAGUUUCCCUGUCCCUGCCGAUGGAAAAACAUCCCCACAGCAUGAUGCUGCCACCACCAUGCUUCACUGUGGGGAUGGUGUUCUCUGGGUGAUGAGAGGUGUUGGGUUUGCGCCAGACAUAGCGUUUUCCUUGAUGGCCAAAAAGCUCAAUUUUAGUCUCAUCUGAGCAGAGUAUCUUCUUCCAUAUGUUUGGGGAGUCUCCCAAACAUGUUUGCUUAUUUUUUCUUUAAGCAAUGGCUUUUUUCUGGCCACUCUUCAGUAAAGCCCAGCUCUGUGGAGUGUACAGCUUAAAGUGAUCCUAUGGACAAAUACUCCAAUCUCCGCUGUGGAGAUUUGCAGCUCCUUCAGGGUUAUCUUUGGUCUCUUUGUUGCCUCUCUGAUUAAUGCCCUCCUUGCCUGGUCCGUGAGUUUUGGUGGGCGGCCCUCUCUUGGCAGGUUUGUUGUGGGGCCAUAUUCUUUCAAUUUUUUAAUAAUGGAGUUAAUGGGGCUCCGUGGAUGUUCAAAGUGUCUGAUAUUUUUUUAUAACCCAAUCCUGAUCUGUACUUCUCCACAACUUUGUCCCUGACCUGUUUGGAGAGCUCGUUGGUCUUCAUGGUGCCGCUUGCUUGGUUUUGGCCCUUGCUUAGUGGUGUUGCAGACUCUGCGGCCUUUCAGAACAGGUGUAUAUAUACAUUUACAUUUACAUUUACGUCAUCUAGCAGACGCUCUUAUCCAGAGCGACUUACAAAUUGGUGCAUUCAACUUAUGAUAGCCAGUGGGACAACCACUUUUUUGUUUGUUUUUUGUUUUUUUGUUUUUUUUAUGGGGGGGUCGAAGGAUUACUUUUAUACUAUUCCAGGUAUUCCUUAAAGAGGUAGGGUUUCAAGUGUCUCCGGAAGGUGGUCAGUGACGCCGCUGUCCUGGCGUCGUGGGGGAGCUUGUUCCACCAUUGGGGUGCCAGAGCAGCGAAUAGCUUUGACUGGGCUGAGCGGGAACUGUGCUUCCGUAGAGAUAGGGGGGCUAGCAGGCCAGAGGUGGAUGGGUGUAGGGUCUGAUCAAAGCCUGAAGGUAAGGCGGUGCCGUUCCCCUCACAGCUCCGUAGGCAAGCACCAUGGUCUUGUAGUAGAUGCGAGCCUCAACUGGAAGCCAGUGGAGUGUGCGGAGGAGCGGGGUGACAUGAGAGAACUUGGGAAGGUUGAACACCAGACGGGCUGCAGCGUUCUGGAUAAGUUGUAGGGGUUUAAUGGCACAGGCAGGGAGCCCAGCCAACAGCGAGUUGCAGUAAUCCAGAUGGGAGAUGACAAGUGCCUGGAUUAGGACCUGUGCCGCUUUCUGUGUAAGGUAGGGUCGUACUCUGCGAAUGUUGUAGAGCAUGAACCUGCAGGAUCGGGUCACCGCUUUGAUGUUAGCGGAGAACGACAGGGUGUUGUCCAGGGUCACGCCAAGGUUCUUUGCACUCUGGGAGGAGGACACAAUGGAGUUGUCAACCGUGAUGGCGAGAUCAUGGAGCGGGCAGUCCUUCCCCGGGAGGAAGAGCAUCUCCGUCUUGCCGAGGUUCAGCUUGAGGUGGUGAUCCGACAUCCACACUGAUAUGUCUGCCAGACAUGCGGAGAUGCGAUUCGCCACCUGGUUAUCAGAAGGGGAAAGGAGAAAAUUAAUUGUUUGUCGUCUGCGUAGCAAUGAUAGGAGAGACCAUGUGAGGAUAUGACAGAGCCAAGUGACUUGGUGUAUAGAGAGAAUAGGAGAGGGCCUAGAACUGAGCCCUGGGGGACACCAGAGGUGAGAGCACGUGGUGCGGAGACAGAUUCUCGCCACGCCACCUGGUAGGAGCGACCUGUAAGGUAGGACGCAAUCCAAGAGUGAGCAGCGCCGGAGAUGCCCAACUUGGAGAGGGUGGAGAGGAGGAUCUGAUGGUUCACAGUAUCAAAGGUGCAGGUACAGUGGGGGAAAAAAGUAUUUAGUCAAAUCAAAUCAAAUCAAAUUUUAUUGGUCACAUGCGCCGAAUACAACAGGUGCAGACAUUACAGUGAAAUGCUUACUUACAGCCCUUAACCAACAGUGCAUUUAUUUUAAACAAAAAAAGUAAGAAUAAAACAACAACAAAAAAAGUGUUGAGAAAAAAAAGAGCAGAAGUAAAAUAAAGUGACAGUAGGGAGGCUAUAUAUACAGGGGGGUAUCGUUGCAGAGUCAAUGUACGGGGGCACCGGCUAGUUGAGGUAGUUGAGGUAAUAUGUACAUGUGGGUAGAGUUAAAGUGACUAUGCAUAAAUACUUAACAGAGUAGCAGCAGCGUAAAAAGGAUGGGGUGGGGGGGCAGUGCAAAUAGUCCGGGUAGCCAUGAUUAGCUGUUCAGGAGUCUUAUGGCUUGGGGGUAGAAGCUGUUGAGAAGUCUUUUGGACCUAGACUUGGCACUCCGGUACCGCUUGCCGUGCGGUAGCAGAGAGAACAGUCUAUGACUAGGGUGGCUGGAGUCUUUGACAAUUUUGAGGGCCUUCCUCUGACACCGCCUGGUAUAGAGGUCCUGGAUGGCAGGAAGCUUUGCCCCAGUGAUGUACUGGGCCGUACGCACUACCCUCUGUAGUGCCUUGCGGUCGGAGGCCAAGCAGUUGCCAUACCAGGCGGUGAUGCAACCAGUCAGGAUGCUCUCGAUGGUGCAGCUGUAGAAUUUUUUGAGGAUCUGAGGACCCAUGCCAAAUCUUUUUAGUCAGCCACCAAUUGUGCAAGUUCUCCCACUUAAAAAGAUGAGAGAGGCCUGUAAUUUUCAUCAUAGGUACACGUCAACUAUGACAGACAAAUUGAGAAAAAAAAAUCCAGAAAAUCACAUUGUAGGAUUUUUAAGGAAUUUAUUUGCAAAUUAUGGUGGAAAAUAAGUAUUUGGUCACCUACAAACAAGCAAGAUUUCUGGCUCUCACAGACCUGUAACUUCUUCUUUAAGAGGCUCCUCUGUCCUCCACUCGUUACCUGUAUUAAUGGCACCUGUUUGAACUUGUUAUCAGUAUAAAAGACACCUGUCCACAACCUCAAACAGUCACACUCAAAACUCCACUAUGGCCAAGACCAAAGAGCUGUCAAAGGACACCAGAAACAAAAUGGUAGACCUGCACCAGGCUGGGAAGACUGAAUCUGCAAUAGGUAAGCAGCUUGGUUUGAAGAAAUCAACUGUGGGAGCAAUUAUUAGGAAAUGGAAGACAUACAAGACCACUGAUAAUCUGGGGCUCCACGCAAGAUCUCACCCUGUGGGGUCAAAAUGAUCACAAGAAUGGUGAGCAAAAAUCCCAGAACCACACGGGGGGACCUAGUGAAUGACCUGCAGAGAGCUGGGACCAAAGUAACAAAGCCUACCAUCAGUAACACACUACGCCGCCAGGGACUCAAAUCCUUUAGUGCCAGACGUGUCCCCCUGCUUAAGCCAGUACAUGUCCAGGCCCGUCUGAAGUUUUCUAGAGUGCAUUUGGAUGAUCCAGAAGAGGAUUGGGAGAAUGUCAUAUGGUCAGAUGAAACCAAAAUAUAACUUUUUGGUAAAAACUCAACUCGUCGUGUUUGGAGGACAAAGAAUGCUGAGUUGCAUCCAAAGAACACCAUACCUACUGUGAAGCAUGGGGGUGGAAACAUCAUGCUUUGGGGCUGUUUUUCUGCAAAGGGACCAGGACGACUGAUCCGUGUAAAGGAAAGAAUGAAUGGGGCCAUGUAUCGUGAGAUUUUGAGUGAAAACCUCCUUCCAUCAGCAAGGGCAUUGAAGAUGAAACGUGGCUGGGUCUUUCAGCAUGACAAUGAUCCCAAACACACCGCCCGGGCAACGAAGGAGUGGCUUCGUAAGAAGCAUUUCAAGGUCCUGGAGUGGCCUAGCCAGUCUCCAGAUCUCAACCCCAUAGAAAAUCUUUGGAGGGAGUUGAAAGUCCGUGUUGCCCAGCGACAGCCCCAAAACAUCACAGCUCUAGAGGAGAUCUGCAUGGAGGAAUGGGCCAAAAUACCAGCAACAGUGUGUGAAAACCUUGUGAAGACUUACAGAAAACGUUUGACCUGUGUCAUUGCCAACAAAGGGUAUAUAACAAAGUAUUGAGAAACUUUUGUUAUUGACCAAAUACUUAUUUUCCACCAUAAUUUGCAAAUAAAUUCAUUAAAAAUCCGACAAUGUGAUUUUCAGGAUUUCUUCUCCUCAUUUUGUCUGUCAUAGUUGACUUGUACCUAUGAUGAAAAUUACAGGCCUCUCUCAUCUUUUUAAGUGGGAGAACUUGCACAAUUGGUGGCUGACUAAAUACUUUUUUUCCCCACUGUAGGUCUAGAAGGAUAAGAGCAGAGGAGAGAUAGUUAGCUUUAGCAGUGCGGAGAGCCUCCGUGACACAGAGAAGAGCAGUCUCAGUUGAAUGACCAGUCUUGAAACCUGACUGGUUUGGAUCAAGAAGGUCAUUCUGAGAGAGAUAGCAGGAGAGUUGGCUAGAGACGGCACGCUCAAGAGUUUUGGAGAGAAAAGAAAGAAGGGAUACUGGUCUGUAGUUGUUGACAUCGGUGGGAUCGAGUGUAGGUUUUUUGAGGAGGGGUGCAACUCUCGCUCUCUUGAAGACGGAAGGGACAUGGCCAGCGGUCAAGGAUGAGUUGAUGAGCGAGGUGAGGUAAGGGAGAAGGUCUCCGGAAAUGGUCUGGAGAAGAGAGGAGGGGAUCAUACUGAGAUCAUGUGACAGAUCAUGUGACGCUAAGAUUGCACACAGUUGGACUUUAUUGAACUAAUUAUGUGACUUCUGAAGGUAAUUGGUUGCACCAGAUCUUAUUUAGGGGCUUCAUAGCAAAGGGGGUGAAUACAUAUGCAUGCAUCACUUUUCCGUUAUUUAUGUUUUUUGAAUUUUUUUAAACAAGUAAUUUUUUUCAUUUCACUUCACCAAUUUUGACUAUUUUGUGUAUGUCCAUUACAUGAAAUCCAAAUAAAAAUCAAUUUAAAUUACAAGUUGUAAUGCAACAAAAUAGGAAAAACGCCAAGGGGAAUGAAUACUUUUGCAAGGCACUGUAUCUACAGUAUACACACACACUCUGUUCAGAUUUCAUUUAAUGUCACUGUUAUCGUGAGUGUAUUUAUAGUUAAUUAUAUUGUAUUAAAUAUGUUAUUUUUCUAUUCCUCUCUCAGGGUCGACCUUUGUCCUUUAAGACCUUUCUGAUAUGGGUCCUAAUAAGUAUCUACCAAGGUAAGAAGACAUUGAUGCAAUGUGUGAUGGAAGUAAUAAUGGAACUAAGUAGAAAUAAAGGCUUGCAUUCCUAUAGAUUCUUAGGAAUUUGUUAUGUUUUGUUGUUGGGGAAAACAUCUAAUUCCUUUAGGCCUCUCUCACACAGAUAGUACUUUAGAAACUGCCCUGCCCUGUGGUGUAGGAUCCAUGAUGCUCCCCACCAGCCCACACACUUUCUUCUUAAUUAAUAGAAGUGGAGUUUAUUUAUGUCUGUGGUUUGUAAAUGUUAAAUAACCUAAGGUGGUUUUCCAACAAGGACUAUUUGUAUUGCAAAGGCGUUGUCAGAAUCAUCCAAAGCUACACCCUAAACCUUUAGUCUACAGCUCAGCGCUCAGUCCCUAACUCCCACCUCUCCCUCUCAAAACAGAGUGUGGCAGAAUAUUCUGACAUUUCCUUUGCCAUUAUCCUUUUUAUCCUUAUUUGCUAUUGAGUGGGCUUUGGUUUCUGUGUUUAAGGCCAUUGGUGGGUUGUUUGGUAUCGAUUCCAUUACAGUUGUCCACGGAGGCAAUGUUUUGUAUGCUUUUAUAAGAAGAAAAAUAUUUUAUUGUCCAAUGUACUGAAUGUACAACGGAAAAUGUACAUCUGGUUUAUCCCAACCACUCUGAACUUUACUCUAUGUGAUGUGUAUAAGCAAUACCUUCAAGUACAAUGUUGCUGUCUUUUAUACAUAACUGUGAUACUGUAUGACCCAUGUCAGAUCUGUUGGUAUUAAUUACAUUUUCAAUCGCUGGAAGUGUAUCUUUACUUCCCGUUUUAAAGGUCACAAUAACAUGGAAAAGUGUUAAAAAUUAUGGAAACGUGUUACAUUUCCCAUCCUCUUCCCCUCACAGCUACAAAUCCUGACAUCGAUCCCCUUAUUUUUUAAAUGUUAAACUCUCUCUUCAUUGUAUUUCUGUAGUCCAUUCCUCUGAUGGUAGUGUUGGAAUAACUGAUGUAUAACAGAACAGUUAGAGCCAAGGUUCAGGUUGAGCAUUAAAGUUUGCCAGUCAUGCAUUUAAACGGCACCAUACAGAUGUCCGUUGAUUGACAAUAAAAGCACAUGCACAUCGAUACAAGCAGUGGCAGUGCGUUUGACAUUGUGCUAACCUGUUCUCUGUGCUCCUCAGGCAGUAUCAUCAUGUAUGGGGCGUUGCUGCUGUUUGAGUCGGAGUUUGUCCACAUCGUGGCCAUCUCCUUCACCUCUCUGAUCCUCACGGAGCUGCUGAUGGUGGCGCUCACCAUCCAGACAUGGCACUGGCUCAUGAUCGUAGCCGAGCUACUCAGUCUGGCCUGCUAUAUUGCCUCACUCGUCUUCCUGCACGAGUUCAUCGGUGGGUAAACACACAUACUUAACACCCACACACAUUUGAUGACAUGUUUCUGGCCAAGGAAUUCCGAUGUCAGGAAUUUUGAUACAGAUGAGAAAAAUAAUAAUGCAUCCACAAUUGUAUUAACUUGUACACAGUGAUAGAUUGAUAGUAAUGGGCUUUCACUGCCCUUGGAGUUGUACGUCAGCAUUCAGUGAUGAUAGGCUCUUCUCCAUUCAUACUGUGCCCCUGGGCUGUCUGAGACCUGGCAUGUACUGCCAGUAGGAAGUCCUGCUAAAGGUGAAUAAAGGGACAAACAGUACCAGAGGAGUGCAGCCAGCCACCGGCAUGCAAGAGUGUUGAAGUGGAAAUGCCAAAGCCUCGUGUUAGUUUCCUGCUCCCGCUACCACACACAUGCUGGCCAAGGUCUUUGUGUUUAUGACUAAACAGCUAGCUGUAGUUUAGAAACUACUGUGCCACAUGUAGAACCUCACACACUGCCAAUUAUGUUUUUUAUGGAAUUUAAUGUUGGCUGUAAUUAUGUUGUUCAUGAAAUAUAAACAGUGGUAGGCGGCAGACAUAUGUCACUUAAAAAGCCCAAGUGAAGCGAGAAAUGCAAGAAAUUGAGUAGUUGCAUAGAUUCCAAUCAGUUACUUCACAGUCUGUAGUUGCGUUUUCCAAGCGUUAUUUUAGGCCUUUAUGUGGGGUGUGGAGGUCCAUUUUCAGACCACAGCAUUAUGACCUGAACGUGGUCAAAGUACCCUUCUCGUCCUUCUCUUUCUUAAAAGAGAGGCCAUUUUAACGUUUAACGUCACAAGUAACUCAAAGGGUACAUAAUGUCCCUGAAUGGAACAGCUUGAAUCCAAGUCAAUUACAUGGUAAGCCAUUUCACUCAUCUGCCAUAUUAGCAACAUGCUAGGUCUCCCUAAUCUCCUAUUUUCAAAGGGCCAGUGCAGUCAAAAAUGUGAUUUUCAUGUGUUUUAUAUAUUUCCAAACUAUGAGGUUGGAAUAAUACUGUGAAAUGAUGAUAAUGCUGAUUGAAAAGACUGCCUGAAAUUUCAGACUGUUUUGGUGGGAUAGAGUUUUGGCCUGCCUGGUAAAUUAGUUAAUAGACCAAUAAGACAAAGAGGUCCAAACCUCUCUGCCAAAAACAGCUAGUUUUCAGUUUCCCCAUCCCCACGGGGACAUUGCUCUUUGCUAAGAAGCUUUGUUUGUUUCUUUUUGACUAUUUUAAUUGAAAACAAUCACAGUAAUGUACUAUAUUGUUACCCAGAAAUUAUUUAAUAUUGAGAUAAAAUUGGCUGCAUUUAACAUAACCUUUUAAGUCACUAAAUGAACUGAGUAGUGGCAACUGAAACACGAACAGAAGUCAUACUAGCCUGAUUACAUUGUUAUACUUACUCAAUUCCUCAUCUACAGUGCCGUCCAUCAUUAUUGUGACAGUGAAGCAUUUCUUUCUUCUUUUGGCUCUGUACUCCAGCACUUUGGAUUUGAAAUGAUACCAUUUAAUUUGAGGGUGUUAUCCAUAUCGUGUAAACCGUUUGGAAAUAACAGCACUUUUUGUACAUAGUCCACCCAUUUUAGGAGACCAAAAGUAUUGGGACAAAUUCACUUAUGUGUAUUAAAGUAAAAACACAAAACAGCAAAUGCAUCCAACAAGUUAGUGGAGUCACACGCUUGGCGUAAUCAUUGUAUGCUAGGAAUUUGGGACCAAAUACAAAACUUUUGACUACUUUAAUACACGUAAGUAAAUUUGUCCCAAUACCUUUGGUCCCCUAAAAUGGGGGGGAAAUGUACAAAAAGUGCUGUAAUUUCUAAACGGUUCACCCGAUAUGGAUGAAAAUACCCUCAAAUUAAAGCUAACCGUCUGCACUUUAACCUCAUAGUCAUUGUAUCAUUUAAAAUCCCAAAGUGCUGGAGUACAGAGCCAAAACAAAAAACUAAAUGUCACUGUCCCAAUAAUUACGGGGGGCACUGUAUAAAACAUCUCUGUUUGAAUGACCCACCAUCCUGCCCUCUGUUUCCUUGACUGUUUCUAGAUGUAUAUUUCAUUGCCACGCUGUCUUUCCUGUGGAAGGUGACGGUCAUCACCCUGGUGAGCUGUUUGCCCCUCUACAUCCUCAAGUACCUGCGCAGACGCUUCUCACCGCCCAACUACUCCAAGCUCACCACUUAGAGAGGGACAAGGCGGCAGCUGUCCCCACCGCCACCACCACCACCACCAUACAGUACCUCCAUCCCUGCUUCUGUGCUCGCACUCCUCCCUACCUCUCUCAUCUAUCAGAGCGUAUAUUUAUUAGGACCUAAAGGGUUCCUUUCCCCUUUAAUUUAUUCUUAAAGGUUCUUGUGCAAUUGGAAGAGAUGGUGUGGGAAGAAAAAAAGUUUAAUUUGAGAAGAGAGAAAGUUGUUGUGUAAGUUUACAAUACUUCACUUAGAUGUAAAAACUGACAAGUAUGACUAAGUAUUUUUCCAGACUGAUUGGAUUGGUGGUUGGAUUGACUAUCGCUGGUUGGGAAUACCAUACAAUUUAGACUGAAGCCGGAACCGGAAUUCUGUGUUUUGUCAUGGUCACAGGUCUAGAAAUGUGUGAAUACCAUCAGGAAAUAGGUGCCAUAAUGUACUAACAGAGGGCUAUGAGUGCCUCUUAAUCAUGGACUGACUCAUUAACAAUUACAUUUACAUUUUUAAAUUUUUGUCAUUUAGCAGACGCUCUUAUCCAGAGCGACUUACAGUUAGUGAGUGCAUACAGUUUCAUACUGGCCCCCCGUGGGAAACGAACCCACAACCCUGGCGUUGCAAGCGCCAUGCUCUACCAACUGACCUACAAGGGACUAUAUAGGGAAUAUAGAAAUUCUGUUUGGUAUCUAAACAUCAGGCCUAUAGAACUGUAACAAGAAAUGCCUGAUUGGAUUUGACUAACAUACUUGCAUAAAAAAAUAACACAUGCUUGUCAGUCUGAAAUGCAUUGAAUUGGUAAUUAUGUUUUAAUUGCACAUAUUUAUUAAAAGUAAUCGUUGUAGUUACAUUGGAAAAAUAGUGUGAAAUGUAAUUAUUUUAUAUU